Messenger RNA from Blepharisma stoltei, 600 nucleotides. The record is from the annotation of a GenBank genome assembly. Lineage: Eukaryota; Ciliophora; Heterotrichea; Heterotrichida; Blepharismidae.
AUGAAAAAAGAUGGGAAAGUUGUGAUGCCAACUGUAAAAUUCAAUGAGAAAGAUAAACCUGUGCCAACAUAUUGCAGAAAAACAUAUGAGAUGACCAGUGAGAUUUUGAAGGAAAUGAGAGGACAAAUAAAGAGGUAUAGAGAGAUUGGAGGGAAAAAGAAGAGUUUUGAAGGGGGAAAGACUUGGUGGGCAAAUCAAACUUCGCCAUUGCCAAGCAAGCUAUAUGAUGGCAAUGAAAGUAUAACAGCUUCGCCAAGAAUAUGCCGCUUAGAGAUAGAAAAGCCAAAAAAUGCAAGGAUUGUGGGAUUUGAGGAGAAAAUGAUACAGAUGAAAUCAGAAUGGACUGAGACUGCUGAUUUGGAUAAGCCAAAAAUUGUUGCGUUGAGACCUAAGACACCAAGUUUACAUCAAAAAAGAAAGGGUAGAAUUAAAAAACAAAGGUCUCUUUCAAGCACUCCUAAUCAGAAGAAAAAGGAAACAGCUCAUUUGAUAUAUCAUAAGCAUAGACUAAUAAAAAGAAGACUUUCUUCAGACAUCACUCAAGAAGGAAUUUUUGAUAUAUCAGAAAUUUUGAAUAUAACAAAUGGGAAAAUUAAAUAG